Molecule: messenger RNA, 989 nt
Organism: Ctenocephalides felis (cat flea)
Lineage: Eukaryota; Metazoa; Arthropoda; Insecta; Siphonaptera; Pulicidae
Product: S-adenosylmethionine mitochondrial carrier protein homolog
Exons: 7
Coding region: 96-941 (281 amino acids)
Biological process (GO): transmembrane transport
Cellular component (GO): mitochondrial inner membrane
Molecular function (GO): S-adenosyl-L-methionine transmembrane transporter activity
Source: RefSeq, a predicted model, not a curated record
GUAAACAAAUGUCAAAAUGCACAUUUCUGUUGAUUAAAUAAAAUAAUGCUAUGAAAAUAAUAACGUAGAAAAAGUUUCAUGACUUAAACAUCAAAAUGGAUAAUACACUAGAAUCAAAAAAUGUGUACUUAUCAUCCUUAGUGUCUGGAGGGGUAGCAGGGCUUGUAGUAGACAUUGCUCUAUUUCCUCUAGAUACAUUAAAAACUCGAUUACAAAGUCCAAAAGGUUUCAUCAAAUCUGGUGGUUUCAGAGGCAUAUAUCAUGGUUUGGGGCCAGCCGCUAUAGGAAGUGCUCCAUCAGCGGCUCUAUUUUUCUGUACGUAUGAAAGCUUCAAACAUUUGGCAUCGCCUUAUGUAUCAUCAUCUACGGCUCCUUUAAUUCACAUGGCUGGGGCAUCUGUUGCAGAAGUGGUGGCCUGCUUAGUAAGAGUUCCAGUAGAAGUAGUUAAGCAAAGAAAACAAACAGCAGGUAUAAACAGAUCAUCCAUCGCUAUCUUAAAAUCAGCAUACAGGAUAGAAGGCUUCCUAGAUGGUAUUUAUCGUGGUUUUGGAUCCACAAUAUUAAGAGAAAUACCAUUUUCUUUCAUACAAUUUCCUCUUUGGGAAUAUUUUAAGAAGCUCUAUGUUGAAUUAUCAGGAAGUCCAUUGAAUCCAUUAAAAGUUUCAUUAUGUGGAGCACUUGCAGGAGGAAUUGCAGCUGCUGCUACGACACCAUUAGAUGUGGUAAAGACCAGAAUUAUGUUAGCAGAACUAAGCUCUUCAAAAGUCAAUUUGAAAAUAUUAUCGGUACUUAAAAAUAUUUACAGGGAAAAUGGUAUUUCAGGAUUAUUUGCUGGCAUUGUUCCAAGAGUUUUAUGGAUAACAAUAGGUGGUGCAAUAUUUUUUGGUUCAUAUGAUCUCAGUAAAAGAAUGUUUGAAAUGUAUCACACAGAACCAACUUAGAAAUGUUGCAAUUAUGAAAGGAGUGAAAAUGUAGACAUAGAAUAUUUU